AUGGUAGAUAUAGCAUCAUCCCAUAGCAUCUUCUCAUUCAUGGAUGGUUCAUCUGAUUACAAUCAGAUAAAAAUGGACCCCAAGGAUGAGAGGUUCACUGCUUUCCGAACACCUAUAGGUUUCUUUUGUUAUAAGGUGACGCCCUUCAGUCUCAAGAACGCCGGAGCCACCUAUCAAAGUGCCAUGACUGUCAUCUUCGAUGAGAUGAUACACGAGCAAGUUGAGUGCUAUGUGGAUGAUUUGGUCGUCAAAAGCAAGAUUUGUGGAGAUCACCUUAGAGAUCUACGAAUCAUUUUUAAACGCCUGCGCAAGUUUGAUUUAAAAAUGAAUCCUUUAAAAUGUGCAUUUGGAGUCAGUGCAGGAAAAUUCUUAGGGUUUAUAGUUCGCUACCGUGGCAUUGAGAUAGACCCCUCUAUGAUCAAGGCCAUAGUAGAUUUAAAACCCCUUAAGAGUCUUACCCAGUUGAGAUCCUUCCAGGGUAAACUUACUUUCUUGCGGAGAUUUAUCUCUAAUCUUUUUGGUAAGUGUCAUCCCUUCUCUUCACUGGUGAAGAAGGAUGCCCGAUUCCACUGGGAUGAGAGUUGUCAGGAGGCCUUUGAGAGUAUAAAGCGCUACCUGAUGAACCCCCCAGUUUUAUCUGCACAUAUUCCAGGUAGACCAUUGAUUCUUUACACAACGGCCCUGAAUGAGUCCUUAGGUGCAUUGUUGGCUCAAGAGAAUGAGGAAGGCAAAGAAAAUGCCUUGUACUACCUCAAUCAAUCUGAUCUCUCGAGUCAACCCAUUGUAGUACUUGAUGACCCGUCCGACCCUUUCAGGUUGUCUAGCACGAUGCGGGCCGUCAAAGGACAGGCUCUAGCUGACUUUCUAGCCGAUCACACGAUCCCUGCUGAUUCACUACUCAAUGAUGAUCCACCUGAUGAAUUAAUCUUGAGUGUGGAUGAACAGGAGUCCCCUACUUGGGAGUUCUACUUUGACGGUGCGUCAUCCGUUAAAACUUUAAGUCCAAAUGAAACUCCUACAGUUAGGGUAGGAUUAGGCCAGAUUUUUGUGUCUCUUGAGGGUCAUGCUCUACGGUACUCUUAUAGUUUAUCAGAACCUCAUACUAAUAAUGAAGCUGAGUACGAAGCUCUAGUUUUGGGACUAGAGUUGGCCAUUCAGAUGAGUCUUACGCGGGUAAAGAUCUUUGUAGACUCCCAAUUGAUAAUCAAUCAAGUAGCUGGAGUCUACAAAGUACUUAAGCUUGAGCUCAUUCCAUACUAUAAUAAAGCAAUGGAGCUCCUGUGCUUAAUACCAGAAGUAACUUUGGCCAAGGUCCCCAAAUUUGAAAAUGGAAAAGCAUAUGUGUUGGCCAAGUUAGCAAAAGAAUUAGCUGACCCUGCUGGAAACCCCAUGUCUAUUGUAUCGUCAGGCUCUGUGCCCCACAGACUUAUCUUCUCCCAACCAAACCCUUACAGUGUUUGCUGUUGA
Molecule: messenger RNA, 1467 nt
Organism: Dendrobium catenatum
Lineage: Eukaryota; Viridiplantae; Streptophyta; Magnoliopsida; Asparagales; Orchidaceae
Exons: 3
Coding region: 1-1467 (488 amino acids)
Molecular function (GO): RNA-DNA hybrid ribonuclease activity; nucleic acid binding
Source: RefSeq, a predicted model, not a curated record